UCCCUUCCCUUCCUCCCUCCCUUCCCCGAGAGGACGGACUGGUGGUGCUCGCCCCGCUUCGAUCUCCCGAUCCGGUCGCCCUCGAGCGCCCCGAUUCACCGCUGAUUUCAGCGCCCCGACCGGAGUUGAGUCCGGGUUUUAUCUUGGCCGGAUCAGCGUCGCCGCUCGGGGGGUCCGAUUCGUGGACAUGGCCACCCCCGACGACGGCCCGGCCGCCUCCGGGAGCGGCGUCGGCGCGGGGCGGAAGUUCUGGCGCUCGGCGUCCUGGUCCGCGUCACGGGGGGCCGCCGAGCCGCCGCCGGAUGCGGCAACAGCGCCGGGGACCGGCGGCCAGACCCGCCGCGUCCCGCCACCGCCGCCCCUGACUCCGAGGUCGAUGGGCGCGAAGGCGCGUUCCUGCCUCCCACCGCUGCAGCCGCUCGCCAUCACCCGCCGCAGCCUGGACGAGUGGCCCAAGGCUGGCUCCGACGACGUGGGUGAGUGGCCCAACCCCACCACGCCAGGAGCGUCUAAGGCGGACAGCCCGUCCUCCGCCAAGCCCGGCGAGGGCCUCCGGCUGGACCUUUCCUCCGUCCGGUCGCAGGGCCGCAAGGACCAGAUCGCCUUCUUUGACAAGGAAUGCUCCAAGGUCGCCGAGCAUGUCUACCUUGGAGGUGACGCCGUCGCCAAGAAUCGUGACAUCCUGCGGAAGAACGGGAUCACCCACGUCCUCAACUGCGUGGGCUUCGUCUGCCCGGAGUACUUCAAGUCGGACCUUGUCUACCGAACGCUUUGGCUGCAGGACAGCCCCACGGAGGACAUCACCAGCAUCUUGUAUGAUGUGUUUGAUUAUUUUGAGGAUGUGAGGGAGCAAGGCGGGCGUGUGUUCGUGCAUUGCUGCCAGGGGGUGUCGCGGUCAACAUCGCUGGUGAUUGCCUACUUGAUGUGGAGGGAAGGGCAGAGCUUUGAUGAUGCGUUCCAAUUUGUGAAAGCCGCCCGUGGGAUCGCAAAUCCGAACAUGGGGUUUGCCUGCCAGCUGCUCCAGUGCCAAAAGCGGGUGCAUGCUAUUCCGUUGUCCCCAAAUUCAGUUCUCCGGAUGUACCGUAUGGCGCCUCACUCGCAGUAUGCCCCUCUGCAUUUAGUGCCCAAAAUGCUCAAUGAGCCAUCACCUGCUACCCUGGACUCUAGAGGUGCCUUCAUCGUUCAUGUUUUGUCGUCGAUCUAUGUCUGGGUUGGGAUGAAGUGCGAUCAGGUGAUGGAGAAGGAUGCAAGAGCGGCAGCCUUUCAGGUGGUGAGGUAUGAGAAGGUGCAGGGGCACAUUAAGGUUCUUAGAGAAGGGCUGGAGCCACAAGAGUUUUGGGAUGCCUUUUCAAGUGCACCACUUAAUUCAGAUAGCAAUACAAAGGUUAGCAAGGAACAGAUUGAUUCAGCAUCCAAGAGUAACCCGGGAAGCCGGAGAGUGGAAUCAUAUGAUGCUGAUUUUGAGCUUGUCUACAAAGCAAUCACUGGGGGUGUAGUUCCAGCAUUCUCAACUUCUGGGGCUGGGGAUGAGACCCAUCUUCCAGCUAGAGAAAGUAGCUGGAGUUCACUUAGGCACAAGUUUAUCACCAGGUCGCUAUCUCGAGUUUAUUCAGAUUCUGCUCUAAUCAGGGAUUUGGAUCCACGGGUGGACCGUUUACAGCACUUGGCUGCAGAAGCAUCAACUUCACCUCCUUUCCUUUCUCCGAGUUCUUUAUCGUCGGAUUCAAGCAUCAGUUCAAAGUAUAGUUCGGACUCACCCUCCCUGUCACCUUCAACUAGCUCCCCACCAUCAUUUGGUCUCUCGCCUGCUUCAUCUAAUUUGCCCCAUGCUUUGGUGGCAUCGUCCAGGUCUCCCCUUUCUCAAUCAUCUAAUGAGGAACCUUCAAAGCCUGGCCUGGAAUCAAUACGCUCUCCUUCCAAGACCUCUUCCAUAGCUGAAAGAAGAGGAGGCUUUUCACUUCUAAAGUUACCAUCUCUGCAAAAGGAUCUAGUAUUGCUGCCAAGGGUACCGCCUACUAUUCGCAGAGCUGAGGAAAUCUCAGAUAAGAGUAAUACAAAUGGUGUUAAACAGCUGACUGGCGAGUGUUGCUCAGAAAAAUGCACUGGUAAUAGUUCGACCUCACAUGCUGAAACUAGAUUAAUCGAGCAUACUGACAGUGACCCAGAGGCUUGCAGUAAUGCACGCAUAUUAGUCUACCAGUGGCCUGGCAUGGAAAAGCUAACUACAUUCGCACGCAAGGAUCUUGACCCAAAGUCAGUUUUGAUUUUUAUUACUUCAAAUGCCAGCAGAAUAGAAGCAGUUAAAAUGGUAUAUGUAUGGAUAGGAGGUGAAUGUGGGAGCGGCAAAGGUGUUGACUGGCAACAAGUUACUGGUGAUUUUCUUCAUCUAAAGGGCCUCAGCAAUGCUCUUCCUGUUAAGGUUUUCAAGGAGCAUGAAACCGAGAGUCUUUUGGAAGUACUGAAUACUAGUUAACUGUAGGCUGUAGGUAUCAGGAUAUUUUAGUAGCUUAACAAACUCAGCUACAAAUUAUCAUUCAAUGAAGGCGUGCCCUCCAGCAUCAGUCGUUACCGAUGAUUGUCAGCGAGGUAUAAGCCACAACAACCACUCCCCUGAACAUAAUAGGCUACAAACAGAUUCCAUUUAGUAGAACUGAUGGAUUGGCAAUUGUGCCUCAUGAUCUGCUCUUGUCCAAAUGGCAGGAGGCUGCCAAGAACGUUUUAUCUGUGAAUUAACACUUAUCCACUCUCCUGUAAUGUAAGCUCAGAUACCGGGAGGUCGCCGUGUCAUUACUUUUCACCCAAAACAUUCUUGUACAUCUUUGAAAGGAACAGAUUUUUAAUCCUCUUGGCUUAUAAGUGGCUCAAUUGGUCAUAACUUUUAAGCUACAUGUCUGUUAACUAUUAUUCUCAGGUUUCUUGCAAUGUAAUUCUGGUCGUUACUGGUGAUUUUCCAAAAUCUGAUAUAAACUGAAACUCAUCUUGCCUGCCA
Phragmites australis (common reed) is the source of this 2989-nucleotide messenger RNA. RefSeq names its product protein-tyrosine-phosphatase MKP1-like. Gene Ontology annotation, molecular function: protein tyrosine/serine/threonine phosphatase activity. The coding region runs from base 188 to 2473 and encodes 761 amino acids. NCBI's taxonomy places the organism in Eukaryota, Viridiplantae, Streptophyta, Magnoliopsida, Poales, Poaceae. Gene Ontology annotation, biological process: protein dephosphorylation. The record is from RefSeq and is a predicted model, not a curated record. The transcript is spliced from 3 exons.